Messenger RNA from Musca domestica (house fly), 1244 nucleotides. RefSeq names its product retinol dehydrogenase 12-like. The transcript has a single exon. Bases 172 to 1191 code for a protein of 339 amino acids. NCBI's taxonomy places the organism in Eukaryota, Metazoa, Arthropoda, Insecta, Diptera, Muscidae. The record is from RefSeq and is a predicted model, not a curated record.
UCAGUUGUUAUUCAGUGUUGGUGUGUGGCGGUCUGGCUGUUUAUCCUACAAAUGUGUUAAUAAGCUGCUAGGCAUAUUUCCUAAGUGAAUGUUUUCCAAAACCGCUACAAUAAAAAUUUAAUUAUUUAUUGUCAAAGAUCAAUAACAAUAUUUUACGGACAAUAAUAAAUCAUGCCUGUUGCGGAAUUUUUAAAUCGUUAUUUUUGCACUAAACAGGUGCAAGUAUUCUGUUUUGAGGGUGGCCCAUAUUUUGAUUUUGCCUUCUGGAGUUUAGCAUCGCUCUUGUCGAUUGCCUUAUUCUAUAAAUGGCGUGAAGGGCCUUCAUAUAAAAAACCCAAUCGAAUCGAUGGCAAAGUUGUCAUUGUCACCGGUUGCAAUACGGGAAUUGGCAAAGAAGUUGCUCUGGAAAUGGCCAAACGAGGAGCUCGAGUCUAUAUGGCUUGUCGUGAUUUUAAUAAAUGUGAAAAGGCCCGACGAGAAAUUGUACUACUUAGCGGUAACACGAAUGUCUUCAAUCGAAUUUUGGAUUUAAGCUCAUUGCAAUCGGUACGUGAGUUUGCCGAAAAGUUCAACAGCGAAGAGCGACGUCUGGAUAUUUUGGUGAAUAAUGCCGGUAUUAUGGCGCCACCACGUAAAUUAACUACCGAUGGAUUUGAACAACAAUUUGGUGUUAAUCAUUUGGGUCACUUUCUGCUAACGAAUCUCUUGUUGGAUAAAUUAAAGGCUUCGGCACCCAGCCGUGUCGUGGUACUCAGUUCAUUGGCCCACAUAUUUGGACGCAUACAAAAAGAUGAUAUCAACAGUGAGCAGAGUUAUGAUCCUUUCAAGGCCUAUGCCCAAAGUAAAUUGGCCAAUAUUCUAUUUACGCGAAAAUUGGCCAAAAUGUUAAAAGACGCCAAAGUGGAUGUGAAUUGUCUGCAUCCCGGUUCGGUACAAAGUGAAUUAUCACGUAAUAAUAUUCUACUGAAAGUGUUUUCGGCAAUAUUUUCGAAAUUUAUUUUACGUUCGACUAAGGGUGGCGCCCAAACUGUUUUAUACUUGGCCCUGGAUCCUGAUAUGGAAGGUAUUACUGGUGGCUAUUAUGAUCGUAUGGAAUUGGCGCCGCUAACGAGAAAAGCCCGAGAUGAUGAAAUGGCCGAUUGGCUGUGGAAGAAAAGCGAAGAAAUGGUUGGCCUUAAGAAGAGUGAUUGAUAUUUAAAUUUUGGCAAAUUAAAUUAAUAAAAACUGCAAAGCAAUAGUUAAAA